Molecule: messenger RNA, 591 nt
Organism: Trypanosoma rangeli
Lineage: Eukaryota; Euglenozoa; Kinetoplastea; Trypanosomatida; Trypanosomatidae
Product: cytochrome c oxidase subunit V
Exons: 1
Coding region: 1-591 (196 amino acids)
Source: RefSeq, a predicted model, not a curated record
AUGAAACGAUUUGCUGGUUCUUCCUUGGUGGUGGUUUCUACCUGCCGCUAUUUCUUUGGUAAGGGAUGGGAUAAUGCCUCGCUGGACACUAUCUUCAGUUGCAUGCUUCGCAAACCUGAAGUGAACGAUCGAAUUCGGAGUCAAUAUGCUUCUACCAUGGAUCCUCGCGAUGCGGACGUUCUUCGCCGUCUCGGAGAGGUUGCAAAGGAAAACAAGACCUUCAUUCGGGUAUUCCUCCCACCUCACUUGGGUGACCCUCAUCGUCUCUUGAAGUGCUACAGCCUUAUGGCUUAUCCAAUUCUUGACGAUAAAGGUGGACAGUUAAAGGUGGAAAUGGAUGGACACCAUCUUGAUGCCUUUGCAGAUCCUGAUGAUGACUAUGCAAAGGUGGUUAUUCCUCAUAUUGAGCUUGUGGAAUACCUAGCUAAGUCCCUUUUGGAAACAAUGAAAUGGGAGGCCACCCCAAGAGGUGCUGCUUCGCUUCUUGAAUCGCUUUAUCGUGGGGCGGAGAUUCCGGACCAUGUCUUUCAGACUCCUGCGGUCAUUGAACACAUUGGAGAUUUUAAGGAUGGUAACAAAGUCACUCAGUAG